This is a messenger RNA of Petromyzon marinus (sea lamprey), 1613 nucleotides long. It is a transcript of the gene NME5, whose product is annotated as NME/NM23 family member 5. Lineage: Eukaryota; Metazoa; Chordata; Hyperoartia; Petromyzontiformes; Petromyzontidae. Gene Ontology annotation, molecular function: nucleoside diphosphate kinase activity. Gene Ontology annotation, biological process: CTP biosynthetic process; UTP biosynthetic process; cilium movement. Gene Ontology annotation, cellular component: cilium. The record is from RefSeq and is a predicted model, not a curated record.
CGCAAUACCCCCACGAGAGUUUGAACGACGUUUUAUUUUUGUUGUUAUUAAUAUUGUUGUUGUUGUUGUUUGAACGUGAACAACACGCAAGAAGUCAACACUUACACCCAGACACGGGGAGGGAUUUAAACGUGCGCCAACAUUCGGCACGCAGACUAAUACAGCCGUGCUCAUUGCGACGCAUCCGAGCGGUGGCUACUGGAGUUUGUGAGGAGUACCCUGACCGGGCUUAACGAUGUCUGAAGUUCUGCUGCCGCGCACCCUGGCCAUCGUGAAGCCAGAAGCUCUGGAAGCGGCGACUCAAAUCCGAGAGUGCAUCGCACAAGCGGGAUUCACUGUGCUACAGUGCCGGCGCGUGCACCUCAGCCCCGAGCAGGGCAGCGAGCUGUACAGCGAGCACUUUGGCAAGAUGAUUUUCCCCAGCCUGGUGGCGUACAUGAGCUCCGGUCCCGUGCUGGCCAUGGUUCUGGCUCGGCACCGAGCCACGGAACUCUGGCAGCAACUCAUGGGACCCAGAAACAGCGAGAAGGCUCGGCAGAGCCACCCCGACAGCUUGCGUGCGCUGUACGGCACGGACGAGCUGCGGAACGCCGUCCACGGGAGUGACAACCCUGCAGCUGCCGAGCGAGAAAUACGGUUCUUCUUCCCCGACGCCGUUCUGGAGCCGAUCCCGGAGAGUCCGGCCGCUCGCGAGUACCUGGAGAGGUCGGUGAAUCCCACUCUGCUCGCCGGACUCACGCAGCUCUGCAAGCACAAGCCAGCCGAUCCGGUGGUGUGGCUUGCCGACUGGCUGGUGCGGAAUAACCCAAACAAGCCCGCCGUGACGGACGGACAACAGGAGGACGACGAAGGUCGAUAAGAGGAGGAACGCGAAGGAGUGGAUAGUUAUUUUUAAACCGCAAUUUUGCCGGCCGUUUCCAUGUUUGACGGUUAUUUAAAGCUUGGCGGUUACAUAUUGGGUUAACCCAACUGGAUACCAAUUGUCUCACUGGUAGAAAAUGGCCACAUUACGAUUCACACGUUCAAUUUCACUCUCCAUUAUAAAAAAAAAAUUAUUGCUAUAAUUUUAUCCCGAUUGUCACGAGAAUCCAGUCGAAGAUCUCGCAGAGCAGUGCACCCCUUCCUGUAAAGAGAACGGCCUCUAAAAAUUGCAUAUCACAGCGCUGUCUCUGAGAUCCCCUUCGGGUGAUCUGCGCUCCACACAGCAGGUGGCGGUGUUCUCCAACAUGCCCUGCAUGUAAGAUUCACGUUUGUCGCGCGGCAGUGAAACUGAUCAUUUAACAUUCAGAGCUGGCCUUUUGGCAAGUUAAAUGCAGAACCAAAUUUAAUGCGCUCACGGCUUUUGUUGUUGCGCGGCGAUUGGCGAUCGGUACCGAGACCACCGACUCACUGCAUGAAAACUCGGUUUUACCAUGGGCGGUGGCGAAACCUGGAUCCGAAUCCAGGAUCUGAUCCAAUGCCGAGCUCUGUGGCAGUGAUGAAACCUAAAUCCGAAUCCAGGAUCUGAGCACCCGGACUCAGCGCUGUGACCUCUUAGCCACUCGGACCCCUUUUCUUGAUCGCACGUCAUUCCCAGAUUCACAAUAAAAAAUAAAACAUGCAUUGAACGUGCA